GAAUGAACCAUAAAAGUAAGAAGAGGAUCAAAGAGGCGAAGCGGAGCGCCAGACCUGAGCUGAAGGACUCUUCAGACUGGACGAAACAUGACUAUUGCAAGAGUUUCGAUGUGUCACACCGCUCAGUGAAGGACAAUGUUGAGCGUGUGGACACCCUGCGUCUCAGCGCAGAGGAGUUCAUCCAGCGCUUCGAGAGGCCCUACAAACCUGUGGUGCUGCUCAACUGUCAGGACACCUGGCCAGCCCGCGAGAAGUGGACCAUGGAGCGCCUCAAACGUAAGUACCGCAACCAGAAGUUCAAGUGUGGUGAGGACAACGACGGUUACUCUGUGAAGAUGAAGAUGAAGUACUACGUGGAGUACCUGGAGUCCACACAGGACGACAGCCCACUCUACAUCUUCGACAGCAGCUACGGCGAGCACGCCAAGCGCCGUAAGCUGCUGGAGGACUACCAGGUGCCAGUCUACUUUAGGGACGACCUCUUCCAGUUCGCCGAGAAGCGCAGGCCUCCUUACAGAUGGUUUGUAAUGGGUCCUGCCCGCUCUGGCACUGGCAUCCACAUUGACCCGCUGGGUACGAGUGCCUGGAAUGCCCUGGUGCAGGGGCACAAGCGCUGGUGCUUGUUCCCCACCCACACGCCCCGGGAGCUGAUCAAGGUGACCCGGGAGGACGGGGGCAACCAGCAGGAUGAGGCCAUCACCUGGUUCAGCGUGGUGUACCCACGCACCCAGCAGCCAACCUGGCCCGCUGAGUUCAGACCCCUGGAGAUCCUGCAGGGACCAGGGGAGACUGUGUUUGUCCCUGGUCAGUGGGCUACUGCUGCCAUUUUAUAGACAUGUCUGGUCUAUCUUUCACUUUGAAUACUCUUUGACUGGAGAGAGAGAAGUUGUUUUUGUCUUUCUUCAGCGAUUUUGAAUAAUUUGUCAAGAUCUGAAAAGGACAGGGGUCCUCAGUUUGUUAGGAAAUAUAUUAUGUAAAAGUAGGGCAGAAC
This is a messenger RNA of Coregonus clupeaformis (lake whitefish), 991 nucleotides long. RefSeq names its product bifunctional arginine demethylase and lysyl-hydroxylase JMJD6. Gene Ontology annotation, biological process: phagocytosis. Gene Ontology annotation, cellular component: nucleus; cytoplasm. The record is from RefSeq and is a predicted model, not a curated record. Lineage: Eukaryota; Metazoa; Chordata; Actinopteri; Salmoniformes; Salmonidae. Gene Ontology annotation, molecular function: P-TEFb complex binding; histone H4R3 demethylase activity.